AUGAUUUCUUUCUCUCUUGACUUUUGGUUCAAAAACAGGGAUGUUGUGGAAACACAAGACCAUUAUAAGAGCAGGUGGCGAUCCAUCUGGAUUAUGUAUCUUACUAUGUUUCUCAGCAGUGUAGGUUUCUCAAUUGUAAUUAUGUCUGUGUGGCCAUAUCUCCAAAAGAUUGAUCCGACAGCAGACGCCAGUUUCUUGGGCUGGAUUAUAGCUUCAUACAGCAUUGGCCAAAUGGCUGCCUCUCCCCUGUUUGGCUUGUGGUCCAAUUACAGGCCAAGGAGAGAACCUCUCGUUGUUUCAACUGCUAUUUCAGUAGCUGCUAAUUGUCUUUAUGCCUACGUCCAUGUACCUCAUUCACACAACAAAUACUACAUGCUGACUGCACGUGCCCUUGUGGGAUUUGGAGCAGGAAACGUGGCUGUAGUUCGAUCGUAUAUUGCGGGUGCCACUUCUCUCACGGAAAGAACAAGCGCCAUGGCCAACACCAGUGCCUGCCAAGCUGUUGGCUUCAUAUUAGGACCAGUUUUUCAGACAUGUUUUACACUUAUUGGAGAAGAAGGAAUAACGUGGAAAUUAGUGCAUCUUCAGCUGAAUAUGUAUACGGCACCAGUUUUAUUUGGAGCUCUCUUAGGAGUUAUUAAUAUUAUUCUCAUCUUCGCCAUAUUCAGAGAGCAUCGAGUGGAUGACAUGGGACGGCAAUGCAAAAGUAUCAAUUUUGAAGGAGAAGGAAGUGGUGUUCUGGAUCAGGAUGCAGAAGGAAAUGUUGACCAUGUUGCUGUGGUAGCAAUCAAUUUUCUUUUCUUUGUCAUCUUAUUUGUGUUUGCUGUCUUUGAAACAAUAGCUACUCCAUUGACGAUGGAUAUGUAUUCCUGGACCAGGAAAGAAGCUGUUUUUUAUAAUGGAAUAAUCCUUAGUGUGGUUGGCAUUGAAUCAGUUAUUGUUUUCAUGGUGGUUAAAACGCUAUCUAAAAGGACUGGUGAGCGUGCCAUACUCCAUGGAGGCUUACUGAUUGUCUUGGUUGGAUUCUUUAUCUUACUGCCUUGGGGGAAGAAACUACCAAAUAUCCAGUGGCAAGAAAUAAAGAACGACUCCAUUCCCAUUCCCAGAACAGCUUCCACUGAAAUGUUAAUGCCUUUCUGGAGUUUGCAAGCAAUGCAGCUUCCAUCCAACCACACAGUGGAACCCGUAGGCUGCCCUGUCACACAGUCCUGGUGCCUGAAUACUCCUAUGAUAUAUCUGGCCCAGUAUAUCACCUCCGACAUACUAAUAGGAUUGGGCUAUCCAGUUUGUAAUGUCAUGUCCUACACUUUAUACUCAAAAAUUCUAGGACCAAAGCCUCAGGGUGUCUACAUGGGAUGGUUAACUGCCUCUGGAAGUGGAGCACGAAUACUUGGGCCUGUUUUUGUGAGCCAAGUAUACACUCACCUGGGACCACGUUGGGCAUUUAGCUUAAUCUGUGGAGUAGUUAUAGUCUCACUCUUACUCUUGGAGAUAGUAUACAAGAGACUAAUUGCAUUUUCUGUCAGAUACGGAAGGAUGCAAGAAGAGAAUUGUUAAACAUGUAUUUAAAAAAAAAAGUAAAACCAACCAGAAAUAAUACUUUAGUUUAUCACUACUUUUUAAUGAGGGGUACCUAACCACUGACGUUGUUGG
This is a messenger RNA of Pelecanus crispus (Dalmatian pelican), 1653 nucleotides long. It is a transcript of the gene MFSD8, whose product is annotated as major facilitator superfamily domain containing 8. The record is from RefSeq and is a predicted model, not a curated record. Gene Ontology annotation, cellular component: lysosomal membrane. Gene Ontology annotation, biological process: transmembrane transport. NCBI's taxonomy places the organism in Eukaryota, Metazoa, Chordata, Aves, Pelecaniformes, Pelecanidae. Gene Ontology annotation, molecular function: transmembrane transporter activity.